This is a messenger RNA of Cinclus cinclus, 1849 nucleotides long. It is a transcript of the gene TRMT61B, whose product is annotated as tRNA methyltransferase 61B. The record is from RefSeq and is a predicted model, not a curated record. Gene Ontology annotation, cellular component: tRNA (m1A) methyltransferase complex. Lineage: Eukaryota; Metazoa; Chordata; Aves; Passeriformes; Cinclidae. Bases 6 to 1307 code for a protein of 433 amino acids. The transcript has 5 exons. Gene Ontology annotation, biological process: tRNA methylation.
GCUCCAUGAGGGCUUGGCGCGCACUGCGGCGAGCAGCCGCGUCCUCCUCCUCCUCCUCCUCUUCCUCUUCUUCUUCUUCUUCUUCUUCUUUUCCUGCUGACGGGAAGCCUCGGAGGCGGGCAUGGAAGACUUCACUGUCGCCGCUGGAGCGGGUGAGGCGGCUGCUGCCGCCCGAGGAAGCGGCGGCGGUGGCGCGGUGCGCGGCAGCGCCACCGAUUCAGGCUCCCCAUGAGAAGGAGGAGGAAGAGGUGGCCGAAUCUCGUCAAGCGCUGGCUGAGGCGGCGAGUCCGCGUUCCGGCCCUUUCCGCGCCGGGGAGCUGGCGCUGGCGGAGGUGCGGAGGAAGCACAACACGAUGCUGAAGCUGAUGUGCCGGCUGGCGGUGGAGGCGGUACUGAGCAGCCCCGGUGGUGUCCUGCCCCACCGCGACAUUAUCGGGCAGCUGCCCGGGCAGGUGCUGCGUGCGUCGGGGGGGGCGCGGCUGCUUCUGCGGCGACCCUCGCUGGACGAAUACGUGCUGCUCAUGUCGCGGGGACCCACCAUCGCCUAUCCCAAGGAUAUAAGUGCUAUGUUAAUGAUGAUGGAUAUCCACCCGGGAGACACCGUGUUGGAAACGGGCAGUGGGUCCGGUGCUAUGAGCUUGUUUCUGUCAAGAGCAGUUGGGCCCAAAGGACGUGUUCUGAGUUAUGAAAUCAGAGAUGACCAUCACAAUUUAGCUAAGAAGAAUUACAGGCAGUGGCGUUCUGCAUGGGAAAUAGGACACAUGGACAAGUGGCCAGAUAAUGUGGAGUUCAUUCUUAAAGACAUUUCAACAGCUGCUGCAGAUAUGAAAUCUGUAACACUUGAUGCAGUAGUUCUGGAUAUGCUGAGCCCUCAGUGUGCUCUGCCUGUUGUACACCCAAGCCUGAAACAAAGUGGGGUGUGUGCUGUGUACUUAGCAAACAUCACACAGGUUAUUGACCUUUUAGACAGAAUACGGAGCUGCAAGCUUCCUUUUUUGUGUGAAAGGAUAAUUGAGGUAACUCACAGAAGCUGGUCAGUGCUCCCCGCUAAACUCAAGCGUUGGAAAUCAAGCCAAGUGGUGGAAACUCAAGAAAAUAUUGAAGAACCACCUCAAAAUGAAUAUGAAGAAAUCCAUAUUCAGGAUCAAGCAGUUCUCAAAGAAAGCAACUACAAUGGUAAGAACUUCACUGUUGAUGAGAUACCCUAUCACUGCACUUUGAUAAUCCAGUAUAGGAAGAGGCAGGGUUUUCUUAGGUCAGCUGAGAACAGGCAAGGUUUUGGACAGCCUAGACCCUGUCAGGUUUAAAAAAAAAAAAGACUAUUAUUUGUUAUUUAAGUAUCCUAUUAAAAAUCUGGGUUAAAUAGAAAAUAUAUUUUCAUUUGCAGUAAAGAAUGACUGCCCUUCUACCGCUGUUUUCAAAUUUUUGGUGUUUUAAGAAAAUUCAGUUCUUGAUACUCAUCCCAUGAGGACCCUGAUGGACUUAAAAAUUCCUUAGGAGAAACGGUGGCCAGUGUGCUCUGUUUUAAAAUUAUGCUGUUCUGGCAAAUCCAAAAAUGCUGCUAUACAUAUAAAUAUAAAAAUGCGCAUGUGUGUGUAUAUAUAUAUAUAUGACAGAUGUAAAUAAAUUACAGUAUAGAUCUGCACAGUGCAAAGCAUUCUGAAUAUACUGAUAAGUGAACACAAAAAAAAGAAAACACGUCAGGGAAAAAUAUUACAUGCACACUGUCUACUCUAGUCUGCAUGUAGGUCUUAAACUUCUGGGAACAAAGUGAAAAACAAUGUCCUUCUCACAGAAUCACUCAGUGAUGCUGCUGAAACAAACCGCUCAGUGCCUUACAUUGCCCGAC